GCUUUAAAUUUUAAGGUGAUUACGAAGUUAGAAAUGCUCAGCGAAAUUUCCACUCUUGAACGCUAACGCUAAUGUAAUAAAAUCUGAACGGCUGUCUCUAUUAGAAAUGAAAAUCCUCCUUUAUGCAGAGGAAACGUUGUAACGUUGGGAAAAGAUGGAAGUGAUAAGAAAAUAUAUAAUAUAUCCAUGAAUUUAUUUGUGAGUUGUAUGCGUAUAAUAUUGAUUGUAAAAACAAUUAAUGAACAAUUUUAUGUCAUAAUGAUUGUAAAAAAAGUCAAUAUUAAGUCUUUUAUACAAGUGCUGAUUAUUGUUGUACAUGCUACAAAAUUUCGUAAAUUCUGCUCUUUCAUAUAUACUAAUCUCAUAGAGAACUUGAAAAGUUAUACUUGAUAGCCUGUAAAAAUUUUCUUGUAAUUUUGUUGAGACACCGUAUACGAUUUCAUGCUCUUUAACAAAUCGGUACUACCUUGUAGGAAUGUCAACCGGAAUUUCUACACGAUCUCGUCCUGAAGAUGAAGGCCUACAUCUUCACCCCUGGUGAUUCGAUAUGUCGGAAGGGCGAAGUCGCUCGUGAAAUGUUCAUAAUAGCCGACGGUAUUCUAGAGGUGAUCAGCGAAACUGGUAGAGUCCUCACGACAAUGAAGGCCGGGGACUUUUUCGGCGAGAUUGGUAUACUCAAUUUAGAUGGAUUGAACAAACGCACAGCUGACGUUCGUUCGGUUGGUUACUCCGAGCUGUUUAGCCUCUCGCGGGAGGACGUGCUGGCAGCGAUGAAGGACUACCCGGAGGCGCAGGAGAUCCUGCAGAAUCUCGGUCGGAAGCGGCUGAUGGAAGCGCAAAGGGUAGCACGAGCAUCGCGCCAACCUACAUCUCCCGGCCACGAUUCAUCCGACAACAGUACCGGCAAGAGGAUCGUCGAUAAGCUCAAGAGCGACGUGAAGGGUCUGAAGAACGUCCUGCGCAAGAGCAGGCGUAACACGCGGCUGGAAGAGAGCCUGGAGCUUCAGCCACUGGCGCCGAAGGCGGCGGUUCUGAAACGGCAGCAGAAGAUCGACGACGGCCACGACCUGUCUUUACCCAAUACUCAGGAGCAGCCAGUGUCACCGCUGGGCGCCGGUCUUCCGCUGCUGUCCAGGCUCAGGCUGUUGAAGGAGAAGGAAGAGAGGGAGGAACGGCGUACCCUGAUGGACACGCCGAGCCACGCGGCGGAGUCGCACGCGCCGCCAGUCUCGGAGCCCUUGAACCCUACCAACCCAAAUCUGCCGUUCUUGCAGAGGAUACUUCUGCUAAAGGCAAAGAACGAGCAGGACACCAUUCAAAUAGAGAGGGAGAUGCCCAUCAAGGACUCUCUGCUUCCUGCUACAAGGAACGUCAUUCCUGAAGAGACAAGCACGCUAUCGGACGAGCAGUCGUCCUCAGGUGGUCAGAGCGUCGCGAUGACCACUGUGAUCUCGCAGGUUGAGACGCGCACGAUCAAGAGGCCGUGGACCACGCUGAAAAACGCAUCGUUGACCGCCAAGGACAAUUCGCCGCAGAAAAGCCCACCGACUAGAAAGCUACAGCAAACCAAAAUGUAUGCCUCCGUCGACGAUUUAUCGCCAGAGUACUGCGGUCUACCGUUCGUCAAAAAGCUCAAAAUCCUCAACGAGAGGCAGAAGCUGGCCGAACUGGAGAAAGCGGUCAGGAGCUCGUCUCUCGAUUGCGGUGAGAAUGUCGAGCCGGAGUACGAUGGCAAUCUCACAAGGAGUCAUUCGGAAGCUUGUGCUAUCGAGUAUGUCAGAAAACUGGCUAAAUAUAAUCAAGACCGACAAAAAGAAGCGUCGCCAGCGGUGGAACAGCUGUCGCCGGAGAACGAGACUCUCGAGAGGCGGAACCUAAAGAGCAUUCUGAAGAAACUGUCGGCGAGUAGUAGGGCCGGCAGUUCGGAGACCUCGGCCACGAGCACGCCAGAUCACCAGGCCGCCGCCGAGCUGAGGAGGCUGAUGAGAGCGCCGACGAUCGAGGGUUACGCCGCGCGGCACUCGAAGCUGUCCAAGAGCGUGACCUUCAACAAGUACACGUUGCAGAGCCCGCCGUCCGAGCAGCCCCAGCAGCCGCCGUCGAAUUACCCGCUGUCCGGCACCCAGGAUCAGCCGUCACUGCCGCCGCCCAAUAAAUUCAGUUUCCGUCCUGUGAGCAGUGCCGGUGGUGUUCUGCAAACGGUGUGCCGGCCGCGGGAGGAGGAGUGCCUGGGCGAAUUGCUCUCCGGGGUUGGUGAGGUCAUCAAGGCGGGUCUGGAAGACAUGCAGAACAAAUUCGAGCGACAGUUCACGUCUCUCGAGCUGGAGGUCCGCAAACGUGACGAGAUAAUAUCGCAAUUACAGUCGCGGAUCCAACAGCUGGAGCGAAGGAAACUGCGACGCGGGGACGACUCCGGUGGGGACAGCACCGAGCACGAUGCUUCCAUGGAGGAGGACCUCGAAGACGAUCGCGAGGAUCACCCCUUCAUGCGUGACAGCUCCGUGGACACCGUUCUUGGCGGGUCCACGCGGUCGCGCGACCGGCACUCGUCCUCGAGCUCACGCAGCAGGCGAUCGUGGGAGGAACACUCGGAAAGAGAAACCUUGGAACUGCAGGAGCUGCCGAACUCGAUAGUGCCGCAGAGGCUGUCCCGGGAUGACGUGGCGAUCGACCUUGAAUCGAACAGCGACAGCAGAUCAGACGAGGAAUUUGACAUUUGCGACCGUCGCAAGGGUGAUAGCGAUGAGGGCGACGAAGAGGAUGAAGAGGAAGAAGAAGAGGAAGAGGAAGAUGACGAGGAUGACGACGAUAAGAUCAUGCGGCAAGAUGGCUACAAUAAUUGGGAGGUCGCGCUGCUAGCGAAACAGCUCGAGGCGAGGAGAAGAAGUGGCGAUAACGCCAGCCCGGGUUCCUAUUUAAACGAUUCGAUUAAUCUCAAACGUAUAUUGGAUUGUAAAUAUUCACAGGUGCGGUGCGCGCUCCGCGCCCGCUAUUGUUGUGAUGCCGAGGACGUGAGCGGAGUAACGGACGGAUUCGACAGGAUGGGCGACAUACGGGCUGGCCUCGAAGACUUGAAGCUCGACAGUGCUCUGUUUGCCAACGUUAAAUACUACGUCAGCGGUGAGGCCGAUCCGAAGAUUUUGAAUUUAUUGCAAGAAGGUGGGGCUGAGAGAUCCAAUUAUUUUAGUGAUUUUGUUACGCAUCUGAUAGCAGGCAAUGAAGCAUUAGAAAAUGAUAUUUCUGAAGCAAAGGAUCUAUAUGAGAUACCAGCAGUUACGCAAAAUUGGAUUUUAUAUUCCAUUAAGUGCAAGAAACUUCUACCAACGCAAUAUUUCUCACCAGAAGAGAAUCAGUUGUUUUCGAACAUACAUGUCUGCCUGUCUCAGGUAAGUCGGGCUGAUAGCAAGUCCCUAUGGGCAAUGAUAACCUUGCAAGGUGGCAAAUGUCAGCUACGCUUGGACAGAUAUUGCACUCAUUUGAUUACGUGCAAAGCAAGUGGCGCAAAGUAUGAAGCUGCUAUGAGACACCACAUACCUAUUGUAACACCUGACUGGAUAACGGAAUGUUGUAAAAAAGGCACUCUUGUAAGUGAAGUGGAGUAUCAUCCUAGACUAUUAGUGUCUCCAAAUAGUUCGACAGCCUUGAUUACCGGAUUCAUGGACGAAGAUACAGAUAAUAACAUUACACAAGAAGAGCAAGAUAAGACUAAAGCCAUGCUCGAACAGCUCAAGCAACGUAUGCCAUGGAAUCAGCCGAGUCCACCGGUACCCUCGAGUGCUCCGCACAGUCUUGGUGUGACUAGUACAGCGACUGUUCCUUAUUCGACAAAUGGACAAAAUACUAUAAAUAUGCAAUCGCAAUCGCAACAGCAGCAUCUUCCACGGCCAGUUCCCUCGACCAAUCCGAGUACUUCCACGGUCGCUCCAUCAGUCUCUGAUCAAGAUGUAAUUCAUCAAACAAAUUGGCUUCCACAGACAUCUCAGCAAAACAUUUCUCCGCAAAUGAAAGCUGUACCAUCACAAAUGCAACAGCAAGAAUUGUCUCCGCAACAACAGCAACAGCAAAUGAAUAUGCAACAUCAGUUGAUACAACAGCAACAGUUAACAUCACAACAGCAAUUGACGCAGCAACAACUCACACAACAUCAGCAACAGUUGCAGCAACCACCGUAUAAUCAGCAGCAACAACUUUUGAAUCAACAGCAGUCGCCUCAGAUACAGCAACAAUUAGUAGGACAACAGCAAUCCAUGAUGCCCCAACAACAACAGCAACAACCAAUAAAUUCGCAAUUAUCCCAGCAUCAGCUAAAUCCACAGCAACUACUGACAUCACAACAAAAGCAAUUGAAUCAACAGCAAAUUAUUCAACAACAGCAAUUACAGACUCAGUCACAUUUGACGCAACAGCAGCAACAAGUGCAACUGGCUCAGCAGCAACAGCAGCAGCAAAUAGUGAUGCAGCAGCAGCAGCAGCAACAAUUAUCUUCUCAACAGCAACAAAUAGCAGGUCAGCAUCCAUUGACUCAACAACAGACUCCACCGCAGCAACUCACUCCCGAGCAAAGACAACUUAUUUUGUUGCAACAGCAACAACAGCAGCAGAAGAUACAACAGAUCUCACAGCAACUGCAGCAAUCUGCUCCACAGAAUUCUCAACAGUUCGUCAUAAGAGACGGUCAAUUACAACAACAGUCACAGAAUCAGCAAUUAAUUGGACCAAAUCAACAAGGAUUUAUCGUUCAACGAGACUCACAGUGGCAGCAACAGCAAUACCACUUACAACUGCAAAGGCAACAACAGCAGCAACAGAUUGGUGCUCAAAGAGCCUCCGGAGGACAAUGGAAUCAACAACCACCUCAACCUCCCCGACAGUUGAUUCAUUUGGACGCGCAGACACAUCAGCAACUGCAGCAGAUGGACCCGCAACAGAGGGCUCAGUUUAUACAGAAGAUUCAAAAACAACGAAACCUCCUAUUGCAGAGGCAGAUGCAGAAUCGUCAAGCGCAGCAAGGCUCACAUAUUGCUGUUAUAAGAAGCCCUGGUAAACCAGUACAGCCAGGUAGUUUACAAUGGGUUCAGCAAGCUCGACCGCAGAUGAUGGGACCACAACUCGCGCAACCUUCUGGGCAGAAGCCGGUACAUCCUGGUGUACAGCCACCAGCAUUAACUCCAAUAAACUCUUCCAAUCAAGUCAUUGUGUCAGCCGGCCAGGCCGUUCAAGGUCCGCAAGCUUCACAAACGGGCCAACCAUUCCAACAGGCACAACUGACACCUCAGCAAUUGGCGCAAUUACAGUUACAGAAGCAACAACAAAUGGUUAGAUUGCAGCAGUUGCAUCUACAACAACAACAACAGCAGCAGCAGCAGCAGCAGCAACAACAACAACAACAACCAGGGGCACAGCAAGAACCGCAAUUAGCGCCUUUGCCAAAUAAUGCGCAAAUUUCACCAGAUCAGCAGCUUGUCGUGAAUCCUAAAACUAAAACUGCAUUGGCAAAUAUGCUAACCAACAGAAUACAAAGUGGUGCUGCUGAAGGUAGUGCAGCUGGUCAAUUGAGAUUGAUGACUGCGCAACAUCGACCUCCACCCCCACCUUCGCAAGAUCCACAACUCUUAGCCGCUUAUCAGAGAAGAACUUUGGGGAAUAUAACAAAUGGCGCACCAUCAGGAGCACCUAUGAAAAUGCAAUAUGCUCCAGUUAUGCCACAACCUAAGACUCAGUUUUAUGGUCACAAUCCAAAUUUGAAAUUGCCGCCAGAUCUAUUUCUGUUAGGAUGCAUUUUCGUCAUUGUCGAAUAUGAUGUACAGCGUCCUAAUGAAGUUUCUGUUUGGAAACAAGUUAUCGAAAGACAUGGUGGCGAAGUAGAAGCGCAAUACUGUACUCGCGCAACGCACGUGUUAGCUAUCACGCAGAAACAUCCAACUGUGGUGCAAGCUUUGCGUGAGGGAAAACGUUGUGUUAGUGCACAUUGGCUUUCCGAUGUUGUCAGUAAGCAACAAGUAGUCCCACCUUGGCAUGUUCUUCACUUUCCAACGCCGUUUGGCUUAACUGAACUUCCAUGUAGCAAGCAAAUCAUAUCUUUUUCUGGAUUCGAGGGAGAAGAACGAGCAAAAGUCAAAUUCAUGUUAGAGGCUUUGGGUGCAAAGUACACUAAUUACUUUUCCAGGCACAAUACUCUUCUUGUCUGUAGAAGGCCAGAUGGACAAAAAUAUAAAAAGGCACGCGAAUGGCAAACCAGUGUCGUAAACGUACAAUGGUUGACGGAUUUACUAUGCGGACAGAUGAAUGCUUUGCAUCAACUUGAGGGUCCAAAGUAUCAACAGUUUAGUCUGAGCAACCCUUUCAGACUAGAUUAUUCGUUAGUGCCUCAUCUCAUGGCUGCUUGGAAAAUGCCAAUAAAUAUUACGCAAGAAUCAUAUGACAAAGUAAAACAGGUUGGUCAGGGUCCAAAUUCAAUCAGAAAAUACAAAAAGCCACGUCUGGAUGGUCCAUUAUUGAAUAAAGAUCCGCAUCUUUUGGGUCUGGAUGAACCAAUUGUUAUUAGCAAUCCUGAUCCUCCGCCACCCGAUAAACAACCAAGAAUACUAUUUUCUGGUAUUAACCCGAAAAAUCAUGCCAAGAGGAUUCGAGAACUGGGAGGUGCUUUAGCUGCUAGCUGGCGAGAUGCUACUCAUCUCGUAAUGUCAGCACCAUUACGAACAGUAAAAUUAUUGUGUUGUUUAUCACGAUGUAAAUAUAUCGUCAGCCUUCAAUGGUUGCUCGAAUGCUCUUCAAAAAACACUUUUGUGGACGAAAAUGCAUAUAUGCUCGGUGAUCCAGAAUUCGAGAAAAAUUUCAAUUGCAAUAUCGAAAAAAGUUUAGCGAGUCCCAAUCGAGGAACAGUACUUAAGGUAACAGAUUUUUUUUUAAACAAUAUUUCUUUAACAAUUCGAAUUUUAAUUGUAUGAUACAAAAAGUGAUAUGCAAAUGGAAAUAUUUUAUUUUUAUUUUUCUGUACAAAUAGGGUAAAUAUUUUAUGUUACACCAAGUGUAAUACCAUCUCCCUCGGCAAUUGCGGAAAUAAUAGAGAGUGCAGGAGGUACAAUGGAAAAGACACGUAGAUCAAUCGCUCAAAUACAAGAAAUGAAUGCUGCGAAAUUAAGUUAUAUUAUCGUGACUCAUGACAAUGACCUCCAUCUUCUCUCUGAUGUCUUACGUGCAAAUAUUAAUGUGUACAGUGCAGAAAUUGUAUUAGGCGCAGUUGCACGACAAUAUUUCCAACCUGAUACAAGUUAAAUCUAAAAGGUUAUACUUUGCUAUAUUUUUAUCCCUGUUAUGGGCCUAUCAAUUCUUUAGUGAUUAUUUUCGAAACGGAAAUUUUUGCUUAUCUUCUGCAAUGGGACAAUAAAAAACAUAAUUUUAUGAUACAAAAAA
This is a messenger RNA of Monomorium pharaonis (pharaoh ant), 7413 nucleotides long. RefSeq names its product PAX-interacting protein 1. The coding region runs from base 513 to 6947 and encodes 2144 amino acids. The record is from RefSeq and is a predicted model, not a curated record. The transcript is spliced from 13 exons. Gene Ontology annotation, cellular component: MLL3/4 complex. NCBI's taxonomy places the organism in Eukaryota, Metazoa, Arthropoda, Insecta, Hymenoptera, Formicidae.